UAUCAUCAGUUUGAUAAACGCGUUCCUCCAAGGAAGUCACUAAAUAACUUAUACACUGCUACAAGUUUCCACGAAUAUCUGAUAUAGAUAAGUAAUCCGAAUGCUAUUUGGUGGCAUUACUGGAUAAUAUUAUUUGAUCAUCUCACAAAAAAAUGCAAUCGAUUGGCACACUGCACCUGUUAGUUUAUCUAGUGUUGCUCUUCACGGUUCCAAAACAAGUGUGCAGCUACAAGAUUCUAAUGACCCUCCUUAUAGAAAGCGAUUCAGUUCAUUUUUUCUACAAUAAGAUCGCACGGCAUUUGGUUGAAGCGAACCAUUCAGUCACGUUUCUGACCUUCCAUGAUUCUUCUUUUACUCAUCCAAAUUUUGUAAACGUAAACGUUAUGGAAGGAGAACCUUCCUUGAAAGGUAACGCUUUCGACAUGAUGGACCUUGAAGCACUCACCGACCUUUUCUGCGCUGAAGUUGUAAGGAUCGGAACUCGUUUGUGGGAAAAUCAAGAUAACAAAAAACUGUUCGAGAACCGCCAUGAGUUCGACGCCAUCAUAACAUCGGCUGAUAUAAACGGUAUUGUCCUGCCAUACGCAAUAAACUACACGGGACCACUUAUACUGAUACAGAAUGCGGGUGUUGAAUAUUUCGCGACUGCUCACUCCGGGAACUGGCUGCCGCCCUCUGUGGUGCCGUCCAUUUUAAUGCCGUACGAUGAGCACAUGAGUUUCUACGAGCGAUGCAUGAACGUCUUUGACUUGUGGAAUUUCUACCGCGCACAAUUGAGUUCCUGGUACGAGUUUGAAUCCAAUUUUCUAGAGAAUUAUUUCCCUGGGAUCGGCGACAUCUCAAGGUUCUACGGACAAGCCUCCCUCACCCUCAUCAACGGCCACCACGCCCUGGACAACCCAGUGCCCCUCCUGCCCAACCAAGUGGAAAUCGGCACUUUGAAUGCCCACACUCCCGAGCCUCUACCCCAGGACUUGGAGGAGUUCGUCGCCGGCAGCGGCGACCACGGCGUCAUCUACUUCAGCCUCGGCAGCUACGCCAGGAGCUCUGACAUACCAGCGCGGGCAAAACUGGAGUUUGUGGAGGCUUUCCGAAAGCUGCCGCAGAAAAUCAUAUGGAAAUAUGAGGCGGACGACCUCGACCUUCCCCCCAACGUCCUCACGAGGCCAUGGCUUCCCCAGCAGGACAUUCUGGGCCAUCCGAAAACUCGAGUGUUCAUCUCUCACUGCGGCAUCAUGGGUGCGCAGUAGGCCAAGUACCACGGCGUACCAGUGCUCGCCGUACCAAUCGCCAUCGACCAGCCCCGCAAUGCCGCCCGGAUGGUGCGCCAGAAAGUCGCAAUUUCCCUGUCGUGGAGCACUGUCACCGCGGAUCAAAUUGUUGAUGCUCUGAAUUUCCUUGUUAACGACACUAGCUACUCGGAGCGCCUGCGUCGCACGUCCGCCGUCCUGCAGGAUCAGAAGGAGAGUCCCGCGGACCGCGCCGUGUGGUGGGUAGAGUACGUCAUCCGGCACGGGGGGGCGCCGCACCUGCAGUACCCCGGCCAGCGCCUGCACUUCCUGCAGUACAUCUGUGCAGAUGUGCUGCUGUUCCUCGCUGUCUGCACUUACUUUUGGAUCACUGGAGUAAGCAAAGGGUGGAACACUGCCUCCUCCGACGGCGGCAAGGGGCGACUGAAGAGUGCGACUGCGGGAGCAGCUUCCCGAGUCUGCAAUCUGCACCAGACUCUGCGUCUGCAAACUGCGUCAGGCUCUGCGUCUGCAAACUGCGUCAGGCCCUGCGUCUGCAAACUGCGUCAGGCUCUGCGUCUGCAAACUGCGUCAGGAUCUGCGUCUGCAAACUGCGUCAGGUUCUGCGUCUGCAAACUGCGUCAGGCUCUGCGUCUGCAAACUGCGUCAGGCUCUGCGUCUGCAAACUGCGUCAGGUUCUGCGUCUGCAAACUGCGUCAGGAUCUGCGUNAUCACGUGGAUUUAGUUUUUGCACCACUGCCA
Messenger RNA from Hyalella azteca, 1991 nucleotides. Its product is annotated as UDP-glucosyltransferase 2-like. The record is from RefSeq and is a predicted model, not a curated record. NCBI's taxonomy places the organism in Eukaryota, Metazoa, Arthropoda, Malacostraca, Amphipoda, Hyalellidae. Gene Ontology annotation, molecular function: UDP-glycosyltransferase activity. The transcript is spliced from 7 exons. The annotation marks the transcript as partial.